AAAAUAAAAAAAACCAAAAAGGCAAGGUGUGUGAGUCGAGAAUGAAUUGGUUAGAAUUCAAUAUCUAUCUGUAAAAUAAAAAUAUAAAAAAUAUCCAUGUCGAUAAUGUGGUGAGUUGGUCAAGUUGAUGUAUUACAAGUCUCAAUUUACAAAUGGACAGUGACACCGACUCUAAUUUCCGAUUUGAUUUAUUUCGUAUUAUAUGAACUAAACUUAAUUUUUCUCUUACUCUGUCCACACCAAGACACACGGAGAUAUUCUGUGUUUCUUCUUCUUCUUCUUCUUCUUCUUCUUCUUCUUCUACAGCUUUGUGUUUUCAUUAGUAGUAGUGGUAGUACAGCAGUAGUAGUGGUUCAGAGUUGAGACUCUGGUUGAUCAGGAUAUGGAGAGCACGUUGAAAGACAUAAGGGAUGGCGCUUCAGUACUCGACAUGGACCCCACAUCCACCAUCGAUGGCGGUGUUGAGGACGUCUACGGUGAGGAUCGUGCCACCGAGGACCAGCUCGUCACCCCCUGGACUUUCUCUGUUGCUAGUGGAUAUUCAUUGCUGAGAGAUCCACAAUACAACAAAGGGCUUGCUUUCACUCUUAAGGAGAGAGACACCCAUUACUUGAGGGGUCUUCUGCCACCAGCUGUUGUGACUCAAGAUCUUCAGGUGAGGAAGUUGAUGAACAGUAUCCGACAAUAUGAGGUUCCGCUGCAAAAAUAUAUUGCCAUGAUGGAACUUCAGGAGAGAAAUGAAAGGCUAUUCUACAAAGUUCUUAUUGAUAAUGUUGAGGAGUUGCUACCGGUUGUCUAUACUCCUACUGUCGGCGAGGCUUGCCAGAAAUAUGGGAGCAUUUUCAAGCGACCUCAGGGUCUUUAUAUAAGUUUGAAUGAGAAGGGAAAAAUUCUGGAGGUAUUGAAGAAUUGGCCAGAAAGGAGCAUUCAAGUUAUUGUUGUGACUGACGGUGAGCGAAUUUUGGGACUUGGUGACCUUGGUUGUCAGGGAAUGGGGAUUCCUGUGGGGAAAUUGUCUUUGUACACAGCACUUGGAGGGGUUCGUCCAUCAGCUUGUUUGCCUAUAACCAUUGAUGUGGGAACAAACAAUGAGCAGUUGUUGAAGGAUGAGUUCUACAUUGGUCUUAGACAAAGGAGGGCAACUGGGCAGGAAUAUGCUGAACUUCUACACGAAUUCAUGACUGCUGUCAAGCAAAAUUACGGGGAAAAAGUUCUUGUUCAGUUCGAAGAUUUUGCAAACCACAAUGCCUUUGAGUUGCUAGCAAAAUAUGGGACUACACAUCUUGUCUUGAACGAUGACAUACAGGGGACAGCAGCUGUUGUUCUUGCAGGAGUUGUUGCAGCGUUAAAGUUGAUUGGUGGUAGCCUUGCUGACCACAAAUUCUUAUUCCUUGGUGCUGGGGAAGCUGGGACUGGUAUAGCAGAGCUAAUAGCUCUUGAAAUUUCGAAACGGACAAAAACUCCUGUGGAAGAGACGCGUAAGAAGAUCUGGCUUGUGGAUUCAAAGGGAUUGAUUGUUAACUCUCGCAAAGAUUCACUUCAACACUUCAAGAAGCCUUGGGCUCAUGAACAUGAACCUGUCAAGGACCUCCUAGGUGCUGUCAAGGCAAUUAAACCAACAGUUCUGAUUGGAUCAUCUGGGGUUGGUAGGACAUUUACGAAGGAAGUGGUCGAGGCCAUGGCCUCCUACAAUGAGAAACCUCUCAUUUUAGCACUCUCCAACCCGACCUCACAGUCUGAAUGUACCGCUGAAGAAGCAUACACUUGGACUAAGGGUCGUGCAAUUUUCGCAAGCGGAAGUCCAUUCGAUCCAGUUGAAUACAAUGGGAAAGUCUAUGUACCAGGACAGUCCAACAAUGCUUACAUUUUCCCUGGAAUUGGUCUGGGUUUGGUCAUCUCUGGAGCAAUCCGAGUGCAUGAUGAUAUGCUGCUGGCAGCCUCGGAAGCCUUGGCUACACAGGUCACACAGGAGAAUUAUGACAAGGGUCUGAUUUACCCACCAUUUUCUAACAUCAGAAAAAUUUCUGCUCAUAUAGCUGCUAAUGUUGCUGCUAAAGCAUAUGAGCUUGGUGUGGCUACUCGCCUCCCUCGUCCGAAGAACCUUGUAAAGUGUGCUGAGAGUAGCAUGUACACUCCUACCUACCGAGGCUACCGGUAAACAGUCCAGUGGUUCCUGCCUUUGUUGUGGAGCUUUGUAUCAAUCUACAUCUUUUUAAGCAUAAGAAUAAGAAGUAUAACUGUAAUGUUUUAUAAGUUGUGUGUUCUAUCUAAUAUCCAAGCGAGCAUAAUGCUUAGAAUUUGAGUUUGUCAAUUCAAAUCAAUGCCAAUAAAUAUAAUGUUGUGCAGUA
Messenger RNA from Ziziphus jujuba (common jujube), 2348 nucleotides. RefSeq names its product NADP-dependent malic enzyme. Gene Ontology annotation, biological process: malate metabolic process; pyruvate metabolic process. The transcript is spliced from 19 exons. Bases 383 to 2158 code for a protein of 591 amino acids. NCBI's taxonomy places the organism in Eukaryota, Viridiplantae, Streptophyta, Magnoliopsida, Rosales, Rhamnaceae. The record is from RefSeq and is a predicted model, not a curated record. Gene Ontology annotation, molecular function: malate dehydrogenase (decarboxylating) (NAD+) activity; malate dehydrogenase (decarboxylating) (NADP+) activity; NAD binding. Gene Ontology annotation, cellular component: chloroplast.